GUGCUUGCAGUGUCCUUGGCGCUGUUGGCAAUUGCCCUUGAAGCCUCAGGCUCGAAUGACAUGAAGGCCACCUUCCUCGCGGAGCAGGCGAUGCAACGGGCGCAUGGGCAGCUGGAGGUCGCAGCGGCGAAGCUGGGCCCCCCACGCAAGGUGACCUUGAAAGAGUUUCUACUGGACCCGGCCUUCGAGCCUCCCCUGGUGGAGUACACGGUGGAGGAGAGUGGCGGCGUCCACCGCGCAAGCGUGGCUUUCGCCGGAGUCUCGCACGCAGGUGCACCCUCAGCCUCCCAAGAGGAGGCAAGGCUGAGCGCCGCUCUGGUGGCUUUGCGCUCGCUUCGAGCAAAGCAUCGCAGCGAUGAGAAGCAUGGACACCAG
Molecule: messenger RNA, 375 nt
Organism: Symbiodinium necroappetens
Lineage: Eukaryota; Dinophyceae; Suessiales; Symbiodiniaceae
Source: the annotation of a GenBank genome assembly